CUCAAAGGCGAUGCUCCUCCUCCUCAAGGGGAACCGAAUUGGAGCUUCCGCGACUUCUCGGGAAUCGGGGCGACGACCGAAGGGCCAUGGAGUCCCUGUUGCUGAGUGAUACAGAAGAAGUAGCUGCUUUGUACCGUGAACUUAGCCAGUUCCCUUCCCUUUCCCAUGCUUGUAUUGGACCUGAGGUAACAACUCAAUACGGUGGCAAACAUUGCAACAUUUAUACAGAGUGGUCACAGCGGGACUUGGGAAGAGCUGAAAAUGUGAAAUUCUGCCAUCAGUACCUCAUUUUCCAUGACAGCCAAUCCAUCGUCUAUUCUGGCCCCUCAGGCAAUUGCACUGAAAUCAAAGGAGAGCUGCUCAGUCGGGAUUCUCCGAGUGGAACUCAAAAAGCUGUUCUGCGAAAGACGAGCAGUGGCAAAGGCGAGGAAAAACAGUUCCUGGAGGUGUGGGAAAAAAACCGGAAGGUGAAGAGCAUUGAGCUAACAGCUCUAGAGAAGCAUGGCCAAGUAUAUGACGACGAUCAGUUUGGCUGCUUGGCCUGGUCACACUCAGAGACUCACCUUCUCUACGUGGCAGAAAAGAAACGUCCCAAGGGAGAGUCUUUUUUUAAGCCCAGAGCCCCUGAGCUGAGCACCGAAGAGGAACUGACCAAGACUGAACAAGACAAAGCAAUAAAGGGAGAGCAGUUUGUAUUUUAUGAAGACUGGGGGGAAACUCUGGUGGCUAAGAGUAUCCCUGUACUGUGUGUAUUGGACAUUGAGAGCAACAAUGUUUCUGUGCUAGAAGGUGUUCCAGAACACAUCUCACCUGGGCAGGCUUUCUGGACUCCAGGUGACACAGGAGUGGUAUUCACAGGCUGGUAUCAUGAGCCUUUCCGUCUAGGCUUGAAGCACUGCAUCAAUCGCAGAUCAUCACUUUUCCAUGUCGAUCUGACAGGUGGUCAAUGUGAGCUGUUGUCCGAUGACACCAAAGCCAUUUGGUCUCCACGGUUGAGCCCAGACCAGUGUCGCAUUGUAUACUUGGAGAAUCAGGCUUCUGGACCUCAUCAGCAGUGCAGCCGUCUCUGCAUGUAUGACUGGUACACCAAGCUCACUUCCGUGAUAGUGGAUAUUGUGCCUCGACAGAUCCAGGGUGGGUUUGCUGGAAUCUAUAGCACAGCACUGCCUGAGCAUUGCUGGGCAGCAGACAGUCAAAGAGCUGUGCUGGACACAACCCAGCGCAGCAGGCAGGAGCUGAUUGUGGUGGAUACAGCAUCGAGAAGUGUGUGUUCACUCACCAAAGGUUCUUCUCUUGGAAGCUGGGUACUGCUCACCAUUGACAGAGAUCUGAUGGUGGCCAGAUUCUCCACUCCUAACUCUCCUCCUAUGCUUAUGGUAGCUUUCCUGCCUCCUGCAGGCAAGGAAGCAGAAGUGAACUGGGUGUGUCUGGAAGAAACCAGCCCCAUUCAAGGUAUCAGUUGGAGUGUCCAUAUUCUGCAGCCUUCUCCAGAUCAAGACAAUCCCCAGUAUAGAGGUCUGGAUUUUGAAGCCAUACUACUCAAGCCCACUCAGGUACCAGAGAAAACCAAGCUUCCAUUAGUGGUGUCACCACAUGGAGGCCCACAUUCAGUGUUCACCACCACCUGGACACUGUAUCCAGCAGUGCUGUGUCGGAUGGGAUUUGCUGUGCUACUGGUGAAUUACCGAGGAUCUUUGGGCUUUGGCCAGGAUAGUGUGGAUUCACUACCAGGAAAUGUGGGUACCCAGGAUGUCAAAGAUGUGCAGUUUUGUAUACAGCAGAUGCUACAGGAAGAACCUCUGGAUCCAAAGAGAGUAGCUUUGCUUGGAGGAUCUCAUGGAGGUUUCUUAUCUUGUCAUCUCAUUGGCCAAUACCCUGACACUUUCAAAGCCUGUGUGGCCAGGAAUCCUGUGGUCAAUAUGGCCUCCAUGAUUGGAAGCACCGAUAUCCCUGAUUGGUGCUUGACUGAAGUUGGGUUACCCUAUGACCAAGCUGCUCUCCCAGUUCCUGAACACUGGACAAAGAUGUUGCUUCAUUCACCUAUGCAGUAUGUUGACAAGGUUCAGGCACCAGUUCUCUUAAUGAUUGGAGAAGAAGAUAGACGUGUUCCCCCCAAGCAAGGCUUGGAAUAUUACCGUGCACUUAAGUCCAGGGGUGUUCCCACCCGGAUGCUGUGGUAUCCAGGUGAUAACCAUGCACUAUCCAGUGUGGAGGCUGAGGCAGAUGGUUUCAUGAAUAUUGCACUCUGGCUUCUCCAGCACUUGAAGUAAUGAUUACAGAAGCUUACUCCUUUUAGAUGAGGCCAGCUAACAGAAAUUCAAGUCUCUUCAAUUUCAAAGAGCCUCUAGUAGCUGAUUGGUACUCUGAUUCCUAGUCUCCAAAGUGUGAAUAGGCAUAUAACAAUGUCUUGUAUGCAUCAUCCUCUAGGCCAUCUCAGUUGUGCUAGAGAGAGAAGCUACACUGGCCUUACCGUUUUGCCAAAUCUAGCACUUUACCAAUAAUUCCACCUUUAGGGUACUGUUCAGAAUGGUCAAAUAUUGGAGCGCUGAUAAAUAUCCCCAUUAGAUGUUAAUAGAAUCUCUGGAUUUCAUUUAAGUCAUUCAAGCUAAACUGAAAAGAAUGGAUUUCAAAAAUCAAGCUGCAGAAUAUAUUCUUGAGAUGUCUUUUAUUAACUUCAGAAAAACCAAAUUAUCUAGGAUAAAUACUUAGAUUGGGAAUGAUUGGAAUGCAGUAUUUUGAAGAGAUGUAAUACCAGUAACUUGAAAUUUAAAGGAUGAAAUUAUGAUUUAUAAAAUGAAGUUUAUUGAUGGCUUGGAUUGGAGAGACCUGAUUUGGUAGUACAUGUGAAAGGGAUCUGGAUGUACUUGUUGACCACAAGCUAAUCAGGAGCCAGCAGUGUGAUGCAGCUACUAAAAAGGCAAAUGCUAUCUCAGAGUGCGUUAACAGGAACACAGUCCAGACCAUAGGAAGUAACUGUUCCACUCUCCUCUGCCCUUGUCAAAACCCAUUUGGAGUACUGUGUCCAGUUUUGAGCACCAUAAUUCAAACAGCACAGUGACAAGUAGAAGCAAGUUCAGAGGAGGGCUAUCAAGAUGGUGAAGGAUCUGGAAACCAAGCCCACAUUUAACUUGCAGAGGGACAACUAAGGGAAGUUAUGACAGCCUUCAGAUAUCUGAAGGGUUAUCUCACAGACAAGGGAAUCAGUUUAUACUCUGUCGCCCCAGAGGGCAGGACCAGAGCCAAGGGUUAAAACUACAAUGAAGCAGGUUCAGGCUAGACAUCAGGAAGAACUUCCUGAUUGUAUGAGCUGUCAGCCAGUGGUAAGUUCUCCACUAGGGGUCUUCAAACAGUAGUUAGAAGCUCAUCUGUCACAUACUGUUGUGGAUCCAGGACUCAGCAGGGGAUUGGACUAGAUGACCUCUUUGCUCCUUUCCAGAUCUGAUUCUAUGAUUCUAUUUGACAGUGAACUUUCAUAGCUGUAGUAAUAAGUCACAGCAUGUUAAGGGUUGUCUGGAAAGAAAAAUAAUCCACUACCAGCCUAAAAGAUUGCUGUCACUGCAAUCCUGUGCACUAAUACCUAGUAACAAACCUUUUUAACACAGUGGGAUUGCUUCUGAAUAUGCAUGUUAUUUUUUCUCAUGUGAAAUAGGACAUCACAGAUCUUUGUGCACAGAGAAUUAUUUAAAGGAAGUUAAUUGAGAAAAUAACAUGUUAUUUAUUCUCUUUAUGUUGCCAUUUUUUACAUCUGAAGGAAUGGUUAAAUUAAAAUAUACUCCCUCAUAGGAUAGUUUCUGAUUUACCAAAGGCCAGUGAUCUGAACAAGGACUUGAAUCUCCUGUAUUGUGUUGUUUCACUCUGCACUGCUUUAUUUUUUGUUUUUAGCAAUGCUGCACUAAUUUAUUACAGGCCAUGAAUUGUAAGAA
Molecule: messenger RNA, 3923 nt
Organism: Candoia aspera
Lineage: Eukaryota; Metazoa; Chordata; Lepidosauria; Squamata; Candoiidae
Product: acylamino-acid-releasing enzyme-like
Exons: 22
Coding region: 87-2270 (727 amino acids)
Biological process (GO): proteolysis
Molecular function (GO): serine-type endopeptidase activity
Source: RefSeq, a predicted model, not a curated record